AACAAGUAGUUAGGCCAAAAAGCUGAAAGAGCGACUGCGAGAGGGCAACCAUCGCAAACCUCCUCUAAAACAGGCGUGUGAGGCGGAGGUGGGAGAGGGGAGAAAGAAAAGGCCGUCAACUUGGCGGGCGGAAGAAUGAUCGAGCAGGGGAGAGGGGAUGGAAAGGCGUGGGGAAGGGGACAGGAAAUGGGACUGGAAAGGUCAAAGAAAGCGAAGAAGAGUUCCUUCGCAGGGAGGGAAUGGAGGCAGGGAGGUUUGAGGAAGAGGCAAGGCAGACAAAGAAGCCAUGAAGGUUCGAAGAAGGUUCAGGGUCUCCUUUCGCCCAGGCCCCCCCUCUCCCCACCCUUCUUGCUGCUGCGACCCUCCCUCCCCUGCAUCCUCUCUUCAAGGCAAGAGCGCGAGUGCCUUCACCAGGGGAUUGGAAAGUAUCCCAGCUCGCGCAGGAGGGACAACUCACUCGGCCCUGUCUGUCGCUGAUGGUGCAGCAGCAGGAGAGGAGAGGACAGACGGUAGCAUGGAGAGGGUGCAGGGGUGAGAGAGGAGCGAUGAGGCGAGGGGGGGGGAGGAGUGAGACGAGCAGGAGUGGAUAGAAGGAGAGCCGUGCCACUGAGACCU
Molecule: messenger RNA, 615 nt
Organism: Closterium sp. NIES-67
Lineage: Eukaryota; Viridiplantae; Streptophyta; Zygnematophyceae; Desmidiales; Closteriaceae
Source: the annotation of a GenBank genome assembly